CAGAGACAGAUGACCCACUUAAUAGAUCAUGUCCAAAUUUAGUGAUGACAAAAUUUUAGGAUAUGGGUUAAAAGUGUUCUGAAGCGCUCUGAAGAUGGUGAUGUCUAAAUUCUUCGUUAGGAAUAAUUUCUCUCUUCGCAGCGUUUGCAAGAGAAUGGUUUUACUCUGGAGGCGCUCACCCUCACAGGAUUAUGCAACAGCAUUAGAAGCACGUCCAGAGGAAGAGCGUAACGUUGGAAAAGGGCUGACGGACAGAGAAGAAGUCUUUUUUACCGAUGAGAAAGGCGAUUCGGAUGGAAGGCAAAGUGGCCCUAAUUAUGGGAGGGACAAACGAAAUUGGCGUGCUUUGUGUGAGGGAGAUGCUCACGGCCGGAGUUGGGGAGGCGUCGCUAAACGAUUCGUACGUUCAAAGUUUUUCUUGCUAAGUGAGGGACUUGCGACGUUUAGUAGGCACAUUUAACUUUUCUGACAUCCAAAUAAGUCUGUAAUGAUUGCAGAUGAAGACGAAGAAUCAGGCAAAAAUCUAGUUGUUAAAUUGAGCGCCGAGUAUGGACCUGAAAAAACUGCAUUCAUACGUACUAACUUUGCAUGCGACAAUCUCUUGAAUAAUGCAUUCGAAAAAACUUUGGAGCAUUUCCAAAAAAUUGACGUAUUAGUGAAUAUAGCAAAUUCAGUGGGACAUCGCAACUGGGAAACUGAAAUUGACAAAAACGUGAAAGGUAUAGUCAAGAGUACAUUGUUAGGCUACAAAUACAUGGACGCGUCGAACGGCGGAGACGGUGGCUCUGUUCUGAACAUGGUUUGUGAUAGAGAGAGCACACUAGCGACACCUUAUUUCGAGGGAUGUAGACACUAUCUUGUCGCCUUCGGAAAAACUAUGUCCCAGCAAAAUCAUAUAAACACAGGUGUUAAGAUCGUCACUUUGUUUGUUAAUGUGGACGAUGUGUAUAAUCAGAACGACGGUUGCUUGGAAAAAGGUAGGAAAAAUGAAUGCGACAUUCCAAAUCUAAUACGCUUGGCAAGAACUGGAUCCAUUUGGACAACAUAGAAUAUCUAUCAAUUUGAAGUGACUCCUAUUCAUGUUUUUAAACAACUGUGUCGGAACAUACAGAUGAACUGUCAAUCUAACCUUACAUUUCCGAAUAAAUCCUAUUUAUAUUUAGACAUAUUUAUUUGUACUCGUAGCACGUAUAAACAAACGUCAAACAAAUU
This is a messenger RNA of Acanthoscelides obtectus, 1212 nucleotides long. NCBI's taxonomy places the organism in Eukaryota, Metazoa, Arthropoda, Insecta, Coleoptera, Chrysomelidae. The record is from the annotation of a GenBank genome assembly.